ACUUCAAAUUCACUCUGUCAAAUACAGAGCAGUCUUUUCAAAAGGAAUGAGCUGCAACUGAGCUGCAGCUCCUUUGCCAACUUCUUUCACAACCUCUUUGCUAAAUCGCAGUCAAUUGAACAGCUGAGCUAG
This is a messenger RNA of Cylindrotheca closterium, 132 nucleotides long. Lineage: Eukaryota; Bacillariophyta; Bacillariophyceae; Bacillariales; Bacillariaceae. The record is from the annotation of a GenBank genome assembly.